Molecule: messenger RNA, 5112 nt
Organism: Rhincodon typus (whale shark)
Lineage: Eukaryota; Metazoa; Chordata; Chondrichthyes; Orectolobiformes; Rhincodontidae
Product: CSC1-like protein 2
Exons: 24
Coding region: 66-2480 (804 amino acids)
Cellular component (GO): plasma membrane
Molecular function (GO): calcium-activated cation channel activity; nucleic acid binding
Source: RefSeq, a predicted model, not a curated record
CAGUUGUGGGGCAGAUAUGAUGAAAUUGUUGGAAGCUGCCCAUUCUCUGGAUCUCGACCACCGUGAUGGACAAAGUGUUAAGGAGAACUCCCGGAGGUUUGAGGACUGCUGCAUUCAAUAGCACCGACUGCUUCAACAUCGAGCGAGGGUCCACGGUGCUGCAGGGUAACAGUUUUGGAGGCAUCCCCACCGUUCUGCUUAUCUACUUCAUCAGUUUCUGGGUCUUGAUCUUGUUAUUUUCUAUACUGAGGAAGACAGCAUGGGAUUAUGGGCGCCUUGCCUUGGUCUCUGACACCUCAAGUGAGGCCGUGCGUUCACCCAGGAGACACACAAGACCCUCUUCAUUCACUGAACAAAGCAUCAAAGAUGCUGGUUUUUGUUCGUGGGUGACUAACAUCUUUACCAUGAAGGACAGUGAGAUGCGGGAGAACUGUGGAGAGGAUGCUAUCCACUACUUAUCUUUCCAACGUCACCUCAUCGUCCUGCUGGUAGCAAUAAGUAUCAUGUCUGUGGCCAUCAUUUUACCUGUGAACCUGUCUGGCAGUUUGCUGGACCGAAAUCCUCAAAGCUUUGGAAGGACGACAAUAGGGAACAUGAAGACCAAGAAUAACUUGCUGUGGCUUCACACCAUUUUUGGUGUGAUCUAUCUGCUCCUCACCAUCUUCGUCUUGAGGCACCACACUUCGAAGUUGCAGGACAGAGAGGAUGACGUGGUGAAGUGCACUUUAUUUAUUAGCAGAAUACCUGAGGUGGCCAGUGAGGAGAUCAUCGCUGGGCAUUUCCGUGAAGCCUACCCCAUGUGUACAGUCCUGGAGGUUCAACUCUGUUACAAUGUGGCUAAACUGACAGAACUGGAUGCUGAGUGGAGGAAGGCAGAACGUGGUCGUAGAUACUACACCAAGCUGCUCCAGAGAGAGGGGAAACGAGUCUCCGUUAACCCACGGCCCUGCGGACAUUUCUGCUGCUGCAGCUUCAAAGGAUGUGAGCAGGUGGAUGCAGUGGAGUAUUACACUAAACUGGAGGAUGAAAUGAUGAGUGAGUACAGUCGGGAAAAGGAGAGCUUAGACAAGAAAUCACUCGGACUGGCCUUUGUUACCUUUCAGGAUGAAGCCAUGGCAACACUUGUCCUGAGAGAUUUCAACACCUUCAGGUUCAAGGGCUGCAAGUGUCGGGGGGAAAUGCGGUCUUCCUGUUACAGCCAGAACCUCGGAGUUUCCAGGUGGAAUGUGGCCUACGCACCAGAUCCCAAGAAUAUUUACUGGGAGAACAUCUCCAUCCAGGGAAUUCACUGGUGGGGCCGUUGCAUCAUAGUGAACUUCCUCCUGUUUAUUUUGCUGUUCUUCCUCACCACUCCAUCCAUCAUGCUGUCUACCAUGGACAAGUUCAACGUCACCCAACCCAUCUAUUACCUCAACGACCCUGUCAUCAGCCAGUUCUUUCCCACCCUCCUGCUGUGGGCGUUCAGUGCUCUGCUCCCAACCAUUGUCUACUACUCAACCAUUUUUGAAGGCCACUGGACAAGGUCUUCAGAAAACCGUGUCACAAUGCACAAACUCUACAGCUUCCUCAUUAUUAUGGUGCUGAUACUGCCAUCCCUGGGCCUCACUAGUCUCGAUGUCUUCUUCCGAUGGCUGUUCGAUAAGAGUUUCCUUGAACGAGCCAGGAUUAGAUUUGAGUGCGUGUUUCUUCCUGACCAGGGUGCCUUCUUUGUGAACUAUGUCAUUGCAUCAGCCUUUGUGGGGAACUCCAUGGCUCUAUUACGCCUCCCCAGCCUGCUGCUCUACUCCCUGCGGAUGCUGAUGGCCAAAUCUGCAGCAGAAAGGAAAGUCGUCAAGCAGCAUCAAGCAUAUGAGUUUGAGUUUGGAGUGAAUUAUGCAUGGAUGCUCUGUGUCUUCACGGUGGUGGUAGCUUACAGCAUCACCUGUCCGACCAUUGUUCCCUUUGGCUUGAUCUACAUCCUACUGAAGCACCUAGUGGAUAGGUACAACUUAUACUAUGCCUACCUGCCUGCCAAACUUAACCGGAGGAUCCACGCUGCUGCUGUGAACCAAACUCUGGCAGCCCCCAUCAUCUGUCUGGUCUGGCUGCUCUUCUUCUCUGUGCUCAGAGGAGGACUGUCUGCAGCAACAUCAAUCUUCACCUUGACUGUGGUGCUGACUACCAUUGCUGUCUGCAUUAUUUCCAGCUGCUUUGGCUACUUCAAGUACUUCACUGUCAACAUGAUGGGUAAGAAAUUGCCAACUGAGAAAACAGAAACAGAAACAGAAGCCACAGCCCCUGCCUGGCAAUCAGAAACCUAUGUCCCAAGAGUCCUACGUGAACCCAAGUCUGAAAACAGCCAACUUGAGCACCGUGACCAGCCUUCAUAUGGUGCCUUGGAAGACAGUAAUCAGCUGAUAGAAGACAGGCCUCCCUUUCCAGGCAACAGUCAAGAUAACGAUCAAGUAUAUUUGGUGGAUACAGGAGCUACUGAGAUCUAGGAAAUCUACAUGUGAUUUAGAACUGGACUGGUCACCAUGUGGUACUGUUACAGCUCUGUUGGGGCACAAGAGGAAUGGAUAUUGUCCAACAGCUCAUUUACUUGCACUCUACCUUUUAAUAGCCUUGAUGAAUAGGAAAUUUUGUUUUGCUAAUUUCUUUGAAGUUGUUUUUUGAAGGGGUGUUUGGUUACAUCAGGUCUUUGGUGGAUAAUUGCCACUAUCAUGUGAUCUAUUUUAACUUAAAGGCUAUUAGUUCUAGGUUUGAAUCUGAUUUUUUAUUCUAAAACUGAACUUGAAAAGAAGUCACAGUUGAGUUCACACAUUGAACCUCAGCCUUCCACACACUCAUCCAAAGUUUAACAAAAGUUUAUUGAGCACUUCAUUCUAUACUCAGACAGAUGAUGACACGUGACAUACACUAGCAUAUAUUUCUCCUCCUCUCCUGCAGGCACCUACUCUUACUGGGGCUGAGGAGAGAAAAUGGAACAUUACUACACAGGCUGACCCAAGUCUUAGCUGAACAGCCACUCUUCUUUGAAAGCCUAUGAAGCUGUUGUCAGUUCAACAUAGAAGGCGGUAACUGAUAUUCAUUAAUGAAUAAGUGGUUCCAAGAGCGGGCAAGAGGAGAAAAUGGUGUGCUGACGUUUUCUUCAAGCUCACAGGUUCUGUGACUCGCCAGCUCAUUUGGCAAAAAGGUGGAAGCGUCUGAAUCUCUAGCUGUUUCUCAAGAAAAACGGUGUGGCAGAACCAAACGCUCCCUAAAAAGGUAAGGAAGGCAGGUUCCCUUUACAUUACUUCAAUGCCACCCAAACAAAGAAUUUCCAGCAUUACUUACACUUCUCAUACUUUGCAGCCCCUCUGAACAGGACUGUUAGUUUACAGAUGCACUCAUUUGGUUUUCUGCUAAUGGACUGUCUUGCUCUUCAAUUGUAACUGUUUGCAAAUGAAAUCUGCUGCUCAAAAAGAAACUUACUGGGAUGAAAGAAAUGGCUCUCAAAUCAAUUUCUGUCAACCAAGAGAUUGCCCACUAUGAUGUCAAGAUUGCCGGAAGUUAAAUUCAAUUAAUAUGUCUGGAAUAUAAAUCUAGUUUUUAGGGCGGCACAGUGGCUCAGUAGUUAGCACAGCUGCCUCUCAGCACCAGGGACCCAGGUUUGAUUCCCACCUUGGGCAAUUGUCUGUGUGGACUUUGCACAUUCUCAGGACUUAUAGCUGAAGCAGUAAUGCAAAGACUAGAAUGGACAACCCUUCCUACUAUCCAGCCAAAAAUACAGGUCUGCUACGUGGAUGACACGUGUCAUUAUCAAACACACAAAAUUGGAGGAAACCCACCCACUCAUCAACAUCCUCACUGGUUUAAAAUUCACCAGGGAAGAGGACGACAACGUGGUCGAACGAAGGGCCAAUAGUGAACUCUCGACCAGCUUACACAGGAAGGCCACAUAUACAGACCAAAUUCUUAACUACAACAGCAACCACCCCAACUCCCACAAACAGAGCUGCAUCAGAACUCGUUCAAAAGAGCCAAACACUCUGCAGCACCCUGGAACUGUGCAAGGUCAAAGAACACUUCCACCAUAUCUUUAAAAAUGGCUAGCCAAAAAGCGUAGUCUGUCAGUACUUAAAGGACAACAGAAAGACACAGGAUGCCUGAAUACACUAGUCACUCUCCCAUACAUCAAGAACGUAUCAGAGAUGACCAGACUACUAGGAAUCAUGGUAGCACACAAACCCUCAGCUACACUAUGACAACUGACAAGAACAAAAGGAUCCCAUACCCACAAUUAACAGGACCAAUGUUAUAUAUAAAAAUCCCAUGUAAGAACUGCCACAAACACUACAUCAGACAGACCAGGAGAAAACUAGCUAUCAGGGUAUGUGAGCACCAACUAGCUACCAAGAGACACAACCAACUAUCACUCAUUUCUAUACACGCGGACAAAGAAGGCCACCAAUUCGACUGGACAACGUAACCAUCCUAGAACAAGCCAAGUAAAGACACACAUGGAAAUUCCUAGAGGCCUGGUACUCAAUCCGGAACUCCAAACAUGUGGAGAUAGACCCAAUAAACCAACCACUACGAAGCAGAAUGGGAAAUGAGGCCAACCACCACAUAAAUAACAAGUGGGACAGACCAACAAUGCUUCAGAGGCGCAUUGAUGAUGUUACCUCGUAUGGUGGCGAAAUGUCUGCAAACCAACCUACCAGCUCUGCUAACAAAUCAACAAACCCUGUCAACGGAAAAUAGCCCAGCCUGUGAUUUUUAAAAAAUAAAAAUAAUGCUUCAAGAAUGAACCAGAAGUAGCUUUUCCAAUGGUUUCUCCUGAGUGUAGAUUGGUGAUGUACACAGUCUGUCUUCCUGUUGAUCCAAAGCUAUUCAAACAUAGCCCAGGUACUGUGCAAGGCACAUGCAACAACCUACCAAUUGAAAAACUUCUGAAACAAUGACAAACUUUGACUAGAAGUUGACAUUGCUAUAUAUUGGAAUAAGGCAACACCACAUUCGAGAACUAAUUUCCCGGGUUGAUUGGAAGGCAUUGUACAAGGUUCAUUUAGUCCCAUCACUUGAGCGGUUUUAGGUACACAACCACAUCUGCUGUACCAAAAUAUGCAAAUAAAACUUCUAUAACUGCAA